Molecule: messenger RNA, 3416 nt
Organism: Rhineura floridana
Lineage: Eukaryota; Metazoa; Chordata; Lepidosauria; Squamata; Rhineuridae
Product: cytochrome P450 27C1
Exons: 9
Coding region: 95-1771 (558 amino acids)
Biological process (GO): cellular response to peptide hormone stimulus; cortisol metabolic process; glucocorticoid biosynthetic process
Cellular component (GO): mitochondrial inner membrane
Molecular function (GO): monooxygenase activity; iron ion binding; oxidoreductase activity, acting on paired donors, with incorporation or reduction of molecular oxygen
Source: RefSeq, a predicted model, not a curated record
GCACUGCUUGACUAGAAAUCAAACGGAGAAGCUUUGGUCUAAAUGAAAGGCAGUCCCUGAAGUGUAACAGAAGUUUUCUUCAACUUUAGAGAAAAUGUCUCUCCUCGCCAAGGUCUUGAAAAUGGAUUGCAAACAGGUGCUUGAGCCUCAAAGGAGUUGCGUUUAUGGUGUGAUUUUUGUCAGCAUGUUCCACCAGCUGCCCAAACUUUCUGGCAGCACGUCCCAGGAUGAGCGGAAUAAUGCAGCUGCAACAGCAGAGGACAAAGAGGAGGAGGAGAUGGUGGCAGCUUCCGAGGGAGCCAGGGGGCUCCUCAAACUCAGCCAGCAUCCAAGUCACCAAAGAGUGAAAAGCCUGAAAGAAAUGCCAGGACCCAAGACCUUCUCCAAUCUGGUCGAGUUUUUCUGGAAGGACGGUUUUAGCCGCAUUCAUGAAAUCCAGCAGAAGCACGUUCAGGAAUAUGGAAAAAUUUUCAAGUCUCAUUUUGGUCCCAAACUAGUUGUAUCCAUUGCAGAUCGAGACAUGGUGGCUCAGGUUCUUCGGGAAGAAGGAUCCGCACCACAACGAGCUGACAUGGAUUCCUGGCAGGAAUACAGGGAUCUACGAGGAAGAGCUACAGGACUUAUAUCUGCAGAAGGGGAACAUUGGCUAAAAAUGAGACGUGUACUAAGGCAAAAAAUGGUAAAACCCAAAGAUGUUGCUAUUUUCUCAAAAGGAGUUAAUGAAGUUAUUGCAGAUUUAAUUAAGAGAAUCCACAUUCUCAGAAAUCAAGAAGAUGAUGGGGAAACAGUGACAAAUGUUAACAGCCUUUUUUUCAAGUAUUCAAUGGAAGGAGUGGCAACUGUUCUGUAUGAGUGUCGCUUGGGAUGCCUGGAAAACUGCAUCCCCCAAACCACUGUGGAAUACAUUGAGGCUUUGGAGUUGAUGUUCAGUAGUUUCAAAACUACCAUGUAUGCAGGAGCUAUUCCCAAAUGGCUUCGCCCAAUUAUUCCAAAACCUUGGAGAGAAUUCUGUAGAUCAUGGGACGGACUCUUCAAAUUUAGUCAAAUUCAUGUUGAUAAUAAAUUAUAUGACAUAAAGUCCCUUUUAGACCAAGGAAAAGAGGUAAAUGGCGGACUUCUCACAACUUUGCUUAAUAAUAAAGAGCUUACAGUGGAGGAAAUCUAUGCCAAUAUGACUGAAAUGCUUUUGGCAGGAGUAGAUACAACUUCAUUCACUUUAUCUUGGGCAACAUACCUGUUAGCAAAGCACCCAGAAGUACAGCAUUCUAUCUAUAAAGAGAUAGUCAAUAACUUGGGGAAAGAUAAAAUCCCUAAUGCACAUGAUGUUCCCAACUUACCAAUGAUUAGAGCCCUUCUCAAAGAAACCUUGAGGUUAUUUCCAGUGUUACCAGGAAAUGGUAGAGUAACCCAGAAAGAUAUGAUUGUUGGAGGAUACUUGAUACCUAAAGGGACCCAACUGGCACUCUGUCAUUAUGCUACAUCAUAUCAGGAAGAGAAUUUCCCAUUAGCAAAUGAGUUCCAACCUGAGCGCUGGCUAAGGAAAAGCAAUAUGGACAGGGUGGAUAAUUUUGGCUCCAUCCCCUUUGGUUAUGGUAUUCGGAGUUGUAUAGGAAAAAGAAUUGCUGAACUUGAAAUUCACCUUGCACUAAUCCAGCUGCUUCAAAAUUUUGAAAUAAAAUUUUCUCCAAAAACCAAAUCAGUUUAUGCCAAAACCCAUGGACUAUUGACUCCUGCAGACUCUAUCAAUGUGAAAUUUGCUGACAGGAAAUGAUAGUAGAACCUUGAAGCUUCCUAGCCUGACGUCUGACUGAAAUGAGCUGAUGGUUCUCUUCGCCAUGAUGGGAUUCCUGUAAUCAAGUUUUAGAUGUCUCCCUAGAGAUUUAUCUUUCUACUAGUAAACAAUUAUAUAUGUUCACACAGAACAUUAUGUAAGUACAAAUUAGAAUAAUUCCUUUUUAUGCUGGGAAUCCAGUUUGGGAGAGAUGGUAAAAGCAACAGAUACACCAAUUCAGCAUCGUAACCUUUAAACACACAACAUUGUCUUUGAGAUUCCUUAGGAGGAACUGAGAGUUUCAUUUUGAGCUGCCACCACCACAUAUCUACGUUCCAGUAAAUGACAGGCAAAGGGUAAUCACUUCAUCACCUCCUUCCAACUUGAUUCCAAUUGUUAGCCAAUUGCCUGUGCUAAAAGGCAAUCAUUAGUGAUGGCUGAUAAUGAGAUAAUUGGUAACAGAUUUACAUUCUCAAGAUAGCUGCACAUGAGUAGCAUACAUACAAACUUAUUCUUAAAGAUAAGCAUUUCUUUGUGUGAUGAAGUGGCGGAUAAACAGUGGUUAGUAAAAUUUGUUUUCUUCAGUGCUUUUUGUGGAUAUCCCACCUUUACUUUGGUUCAUUUUUGGAUAGUUUGGUGUAUUAACUAUAAUGCAUCAAAAUUAGGAUAAUGUUUUGAAAUAUAAAGACAUUUUAAAGAAAAUUAUAAAACUUAUAGGCUGUGUAGAUUCCACAGUUUGAUUUCUGUUCCCUGAAAGCUUUUUUGGAAUAAUGUACAAAAUGAAAUUACAUCAAUAAGCCACACAAAUGGUACAAGAAUAAAUUUUUAUAUUUGUCAAUUUUUAAAUUUACAAUUAUUACAAAUACACUUUUCUUUUUAAAUAAAGAUUUUACUUUAAUAUUUUGACAGUCUUCUUUUAACUGCACACAGUAUAUUCUGCUUUUACAUAAAGCUUUAUUAUUUAUGUGAGCUACUGCCCUCUCUAGGACAGAUAGGUGAAUGACAUGGUGUUUAUGUACUUGAGAAAUGUGCACUUUGUACUUGUUCAUUAAGCAAUUUACAUAGCUAGUGACAACUAGACAAAUUUGUGUUUGAAGCUUUUUACCAUUGUCGGAUUGAAAGAGAGCAAUGUGACAUUUAUACAGAAAACAUUAAAGAGAUCACCUUAUAUUGAAAUAUUUUAUAUCUUCAGGUAAAAGUUUGCUAACAAGAAUGAACAUAGGCAUUUUAAAAUCACAUUGAUAUAUGCAGAAACAUAUGAAAAUUAUUCACUUUGAAACAUUUACAUUAAAUAUUUCAGGCAAAUUAUUACUACUUGAUCUACCAUGACCUUCACUAAUCUCAAUUUUACACUAAUUUUCCAAAUGUGUGAGAAUUUGCCCAACUUUCUCAGAAAGUCCUCUGUGUAUCUCUGGGUAUUAUCCACAAAGAAGAGUUUAACAGAGAAACAAAACUUAUAUGCCUUCAAUAUUUAGGCUUGCUUUCAUGAAACUCCCUGAAAUUGCUUAACUAGGGAUAAAGGAACUGAUUUUCAGUUUGAAUUCUUUAUAAAGCUGCAUUUUGGACUGUUGCAUUAGUUGUCUUAAAAAUUAUAGUAAGUGUUUCUGGUAAUCUUUUGUAAAUUAAUAUUUCAUAUUAUGUAAAA